AUGUCUGCUUCCGUGGCCUCCUUAGGCUCAGCGCCCUAUGCAGCUGUUGUGGGUGUUGCUGUAAUCAUCUACUUCCUCAUUUACCCUUUCAUUGUCUACCUCAAGGACCCCAAAGGUCUUCGGCGCUUCCCUAACAUGUCCCCAUUUUCCGGAUUGUCCAAUCUUCCCUUCAUGAUCCUCGCUCAUGGAGGUGCGCGGUCGACUCACCUCGCGAAAUUACACAAGACGAAGCCCAUUCUCAGAACGGGGCCAAACUCAUUGUCCUUCGCCGGCGGUCAAGCCAUCAAAGACAUCUAUGGUCAUGGAACUCCCUGUAUAAAGGACGAAUCAUACAUCGUUGGAGCCGGAACGCACUUUCACCUAGCUGAUGUCGUCGAUAAACACGAGCAUGCAAGAAAGCGAAAGGUCUUGUCAUCUGCCUACGCACUUAAGAACCUCGAGGGCUGGGAGUACAAGGUCGCCGACAAGGUGCAACGAAUGAUCAAUCAUUUUGACAAGGUCUGCACAGAUCCGUUGCCCAAGGGUGUCAGGUUUCCUGACCCCCAAGAUGUCAAUCUUGACUUCCGCGCCUGGUCCAACUUUUUCUCUCUCGACGCCAUCGCCGACAUUGGCUUGUCCGAAAAGCUUGGUCUUCUUGAUCAAGGCCAUGAUCGUGUGGAAGCUCAGCAGACAUGCGGUACGGUUUAUAAGGCUAAUUUACGCGAGUGCCUUUAUCCCACUGCGCGCAAGCAAUCCUAUCUUCUUUGGACCUACGAACACUACAAGUUGCUCAAUAAGAUCUCCAACGUCAUUCCUUUCUAUCGAAAGAUGUCAAAGUCAGCGAAGGGCUGGGAUGAUAUUGUAUUGCGACGAGCUCAGAUACGCUUGGAUCGAUACCAGAAGGGUGAAAAGCUUGAUGAUUUUUUCCAGGCGCUCAUGGAGGACAAGAACGGCAACUCGCAUAAGCUCGAAUGGGGCGAGGUUGUUGCUGAAAUCAACAUCAUGAUGAACGCCGGGAGCGUCACGACCGCGAUUGCUUUGGCCAACAUUCUUUAUCAGUUGAUACUCAACCCUAGGGUGAUGGAGCUACUGCGACAAGAACUUGACUCUGUCCUAGAGCCCGAUGAGGUCGUUGCGCCUUACGAAAAAGUCAAGCAUCUUCCCUACCUUCGCGCCUGUCUCGAUGAGUCACUUCGUCUCUGGCCUCCGACUCCUCAGAAUCUUGGCCGUCAGACUCCUCCAGAAGGAUUGACGAUCAUGGGGCAGUAUAUCCCGGGCAACACGUCUGUUGGAGUGUCUGCUCUCGUAGCACAUCGCGACGAGAGCAUUUAUCCUGAGUCAGAGAAAUUUAUUCCGGAACGAUUCUUGGGCGAAAAGGGAAAAGAACUGCAGUCCCACUUUAUUACUUUCUCAGCUGGUGCUCGAGGUUGCAUUGGGCGCAACAUAUCUUACCUCGAACAGGCUGUUUGUCUUGCUUCAAUAGUUCACCGGUAUGACUUUGCCCUACCAGCGGGCUUUGAACUAAAGAGGGAGGAGACGAUGAACCACAUCCUGGGGCCUAUGCCUGUCAAAGUGUGGAAAAGGAAUCUGGAAGAGUAA
Fusarium tjaetaba is the source of this 1578-nucleotide messenger RNA. Its product is annotated as cytochrome P450 monooxygenase oxidoreductase. The coding region runs from base 1 to 1578 and encodes 525 amino acids. Lineage: Eukaryota; Fungi; Ascomycota; Sordariomycetes; Hypocreales; Nectriaceae. The record is from RefSeq and is a predicted model, not a curated record. The transcript has 2 exons. Gene Ontology annotation, molecular function: oxidoreductase activity, acting on paired donors, with incorporation or reduction of molecular oxygen; monooxygenase activity; heme binding.